AUGGUGGAGACUACGGCAAUCAGGGAGUGUAACGCGCGCUUCGCCAGUGAGCAACAUGCAGGACUCGUCUGCGUCUUCGCUGGUGCCACGAGCGGCAUCGGCGCCAGCACGCUCGAGAGGAUGGCACUUAUGCUGCAUGCACCAACCUUCUAUGUCCUCGGGAGAUCAGCGGCGCGUUUUGCAAGCCAGCAUGCGAAGCUAGAAAGCCUCAAUCCAAGCUGCAAAGUUGUGUUUCUUGAAGCUGAGGUCUCACUACUCUCCAAUGUCGAUUCCGUGUGCAAGCAGAUCACGGCUGCUGAGCAGAAGGUGGAUUGCUUAUAUAUGAGCCCUGGCCUGAUCCCUCUGAACGGACCACAAUGUACGUGUCCCCAGGUCCUGAACCUUCAAACGCUGACAGGUCGCGUAGACACGAAAGAGGGCCUUGAGACAUGCUUCGCGAUUUCAUACUACUCCAGGAUGCGGCUCGUGUGGAAUCUUCUGCCACUCCUUCGUCAGUCACCGCAGCCGCGAGUGCUGACCGUGCUUAACGGAGGCAGAGAGAAGUCCAUGCAUGAUGAAGACAUCUGUCUUGAGCAGCACUGGUCCCCGCUCGCAGUCGUUAACCACUCCACCACUAUGACCAGCCUGGCGUUUGAGCACUUAGCUGAGAAUGAUAAGCAGAUAACCUUCUUGCACGCCUUUCCUGGUUGGGUGAGGACAGACAUCUUCGCCCGGCUGACUGCGCCAGAGUCAUCUGGAGUAGCAUGGAGGGUAACGCUGGCAGCAAUCCGCGGCCUUGUUGCUGUGGUGAUGUUGAUUUUUGGCAUGUCGGCGGAAGAGAGUGGCGAGAGACAAGCCUUUCACCUGACCAGUGACAGAUACAGUCCAGGCGCUUGGCGCAUCAGCCCCAAAAGUGACCAAAUCUCCGCACCCGGCGUGCUGGAACAAUAUAGAGAACGCGGAUGGCCAGAAAAAGUCUGGGAGCACACUCUGCGCGUCUUCGACAAAGCCUUGGCCAUAGGUAGUGAUAGUGUGGUGAACUAA
Messenger RNA from Aspergillus novofumigatus IBT 16806, 1023 nucleotides. RefSeq lists its product as uncharacterized. Bases 1 to 1023 code for a protein of 340 amino acids. Lineage: Eukaryota; Fungi; Ascomycota; Eurotiomycetes; Eurotiales; Aspergillaceae. The record is from RefSeq and is a predicted model, not a curated record. The transcript has a single exon. Gene Ontology annotation, biological process: secondary metabolic process.